UUUAGUUGAGAUAUUGAAAUGCAGGCAAGAAGAACACUACUGUGGACGUUACUGGCUGUUCAGCUUUUGUGUGUGGCCGGCUAUAGCAAAUUCGCUACGACCAGUGACGGUAAUAGUUACUAUGUCGAAACAUCCAUGGCGUUUUCCUGGUACGAAGCCUUGAGUGCCUGUGCGAGCCUUAAAAUGACACUACUAACUGUGGACUCGUAUUCCAAGCGGAUGCAAGUGGAUGCUCUGCGACUUUCUGCAAACGCCCAGGUUUGGAUUGGCGGACAUGACCUCAAAAGCAGCCGAUCAUUUGAAUGGAUAUCGAAUGGUAAAUCAUUUGACUACAGAAACUGGUACAGUGGCGAACCGAAUAGCAAAGAAGAGAACUGUGUGGAAAUGACUUUCCCCGCGCUGGGAUGGAACGAUGUACGCUGUAGCAAGUUUCGAGGCUAUAUAUGUGAAGAAACCCCGGCAGCGAAAGAAAAGAAUCAGGAAAUAAAGAAGUUAAAAGAAGAACUUGCCAGAAAAGCUGUCCUCUUGGAUGAAAGGGCGAAAAAAGUGCAACAAUUGGAAAGGGAAAAGAAAGAAAUUGAAGAAACCAAAGCAAUGGAUUCCAAAGGGCUUGUGGAGGCAAUGAAUCGUGGUAAAAAUUCUAUUAACGAACAGCUGUCACGGCUAUUGAAUGUGGCGUUGAAUCAAACAGCUUUGAUUUCUUCCCACAAAGAGAUGCUGAUGUCCUUGAAACGAGGCCAGGAUGAGAUCAGAGAAUAUGCCAAACGUUUGGGAUCAGAGGCACUAAUUGCACAGUCCACGGUCACAGCAAGGAUGUCGGAAUCAUUGGCAAAGAUUGAUGGUAAACUAAAGGGGUUAUUCGAUAAUGUAACAUCAAUUCAGGAGAUGUCCUCAAAUCGAAAUACCACAAAUAGGUAUUAUUAUAUUUAUUUUUGAGUACGUCGCUCACUUUUCUGUUAUAGCAAAUAAAUGUAAGAGGAAAAAAGAUUUUUCUAUGCAAUAAA
Musca domestica (house fly) is the source of this 1004-nucleotide messenger RNA. Its product is annotated as lectin subunit alpha-like. The record is from RefSeq and is a predicted model, not a curated record. NCBI's taxonomy places the organism in Eukaryota, Metazoa, Arthropoda, Insecta, Diptera, Muscidae. The transcript is spliced from 3 exons. Gene Ontology annotation, molecular function: signaling receptor activity. Bases 19 to 936 code for a protein of 305 amino acids.